AUGAUAGUAAAUAAAAAAUAUUUUUUAUUAAUUUGUAUUAUUAUUCUUAUUUCAAUAAAUUGCCUUGUAUUAGCAAAAGAUGAAAUUGAAAAUUUUUUAAAAGAAGGUGAUGAUUUAGUUUCAAAAGGAAAAUAUGAUUUAGCAAAUGAAAAUUAUUCAAAUGCAAUUGAUUUAAUUGGAUCAGAUACACAACAUCCACAAUAUGUUAGUUUAUUAUUUAAGAGAGCAGGUAUUUAUCAUCAAAAGGGUAAGAAUAUAUUAGCAUUAAGUGAUUUGAAUAGAGCCAUUGAAGCCAAUCCAGAUAAUAUUCAUGCAAGAUUAAAGAGAGCAAAGAUUCAAUCAUCAUUGGGUAGAUUUGAAGAAGCAAUGGAUGAAUAUAAGAGAGUAUUAAAGAUUAGACCAGAUAAUAGUCAAGCAAAACAACAAAUUGAAAAACUUAAAAAGGUAGAACAACAAUUGGAGAAAGUGCGUGAUAUGGUAAAGGUAGAGAAGAAUUACAAAGAUUCUAUUGCAAUAUUAUUGGAUAUUCAAUCGGUUGUAUCAGAUUUGAAAGAGGUUAGAUUAAUGUUAUGUGAAUGUUUCUUCCAACAAGGUGAUCAUAGAAAAGUAUUGGACGAAACUAUGACAAUAUUAAAGUCUGAACCAUCAUCAGUAGCAGCACUUUAUUGGAGAGGUAAAACAUUCUUUUCAAUGGGUGAGAAAGAAAUUGCUAUGAAAUUCUUAAAGGAAGGUUUAAAAUUUGAUCCAGACAAUACCAAUUGUAGAGCAAUGAUUAAAACUAUUAAUAAAUUUGAAAAAUCAACAGCCAACGCUCAAGAGUUAUUCAAUCAACAAAAGUAUCAAGAUGCAUUGGGUCAAAUUGAGGAUGCAUUAGAGAUUGAACCAAAUUCACCAACUCAUUCCACUCCACUCUAUCUCUUGAAAUGUAAAUGUUUACUCAAGGUUAAAAAGGGUAAAGAAUCGAUCGAAGCAUGUAAUCGUGCAUUGGAAUUGGAUGAAUUGAAUGCCGAUGCACUCUACAAUAGAGCAGAGGCAUACAUGUACGAAGAAGACUAUCAAAAAGCACUCAACGAUUACAAUAAAGCAAGAGAACAUAAACCAAAUGAUCCACAAAUUCAUGAUGGUAUUAGACGUGCUCAAAAAGCACAACAAAUGGCAAAACGUAAAGAUUAUUACAAGAUUUUAGGUAUUCAAAAAUCUGCAACCCCUGAAGAAAUUAAAAAAGCCUUCAAAAAGUUGGCAAUUAAAAAUCAUCCAGAUAAGAGUACCGAAACCGAUAAAGAAAAAGCUCAACAAAUCUAUAUGGAUAUUAAUGAAGCUUAUGAAGCACUCAAAGAUGAAGAAAAACGUAAAAGAUAUGAUAUGGGUGAGGAUAUCAAUGAUCCACAUGGUGGUCAAGGUGGUCAAGGUGGUGGUUUUGGAGGUUUUGGUGGUUUCCACGGUUUCCAAGGUUUCCAAGGUUUUCAACAAGGUGGUGGUGGUGGUGGUUUCCAAUUCCAUUUCCGUUAA
This is a messenger RNA of Dictyostelium discoideum AX4, 1509 nucleotides long. RefSeq names its product DNAJ heat shock N-terminal domain-containing protein (gene dnajc3). The transcript has 2 exons. Bases 1 to 1509 code for a protein of 502 amino acids. The record is from RefSeq and is a predicted model, not a curated record. NCBI's taxonomy places the organism in Eukaryota, Evosea, Eumycetozoa, Dictyosteliales, Dictyosteliaceae. Gene Ontology annotation, cellular component: endoplasmic reticulum lumen; extracellular region; cytoplasm.